This is a messenger RNA of Racocetra persica, 476 nucleotides long. The record is from the annotation of a GenBank genome assembly. NCBI's taxonomy places the organism in Eukaryota, Fungi, Glomeromycota, Glomeromycetes, Diversisporales, Gigasporaceae.
CUACACUCAAUCAAAUGAUUGAGUUUGUUAGAUUACAUAAUAUCAAAGAAGUUUGGGCAGCUACUGUUAGAAAUUUGUUAAGGAUUAAACAUCAUAUUUUGAUGCUACAAAAUAAUUCAUAUCUAUGUUCCUGCCUUUCUAUUAUCCAAUAUGAAGAGCCGUUUUUAGUAGCAGAUAAGUUUACUCUAGAUAUGAUGACCUUACCAAAUAAUUCUUCAGUUCCUUAUUUGUAUCUUUUUAAAGAAAAUAGAGCAGAUUUUUGUGAAGAGAAUUUGAUGACCCUUGAUCAAAGAAUUAUUUACGGAAAGCUCCACGGAAUAUAUAAGAAGGCUUUGAAUAAAGCAUUGCAAAACAAGUCAAGAUCUCAGGAACUAAUCGAUUUACUUCAAGGCUUUGCUGAAGAUGGAGAUAACGAUGAUAGUUUAGAUUCAGAUGAAGGUCAAGAAAGUGACGAUAAAGAAAAUAUAAAUCCUUAA